This is a messenger RNA of Scatophagus argus, 3083 nucleotides long. It is a transcript of the gene colgalt2b, whose product is annotated as collagen beta(1-O)galactosyltransferase 2b. Gene Ontology annotation, molecular function: procollagen galactosyltransferase activity. The record is from RefSeq and is a predicted model, not a curated record. Lineage: Eukaryota; Metazoa; Chordata; Actinopteri; Scatophagidae. The transcript has 12 exons. The coding region runs from base 308 to 2155 and encodes 615 amino acids.
GAACACGGUGUCCUUCACCUGACACCUGAAUCAGGUUUUCAGCCAGUAGAAUGAUGAUGUGUUCACUGACUUUAUUUUGUUUUUGUCAUGUAGUUGUGUACAGUCAGUAUUAGGAGGGGCUCCACACCGCGGCAGCCAUCAGAGGUGUAGGACUGAAGCUCUCCCACCCACCCUAUCCCCUCUCUUUUACCUUCCUUCCUCUCUCCCCCUCCCACCGGGCCUCACUCCCUCCCUCCCUCCCGCACUCACUCACUCACACUGCCCUCUCGCACAGUCUCAGGACUCACGGCGGAAUCUGGCAGCGAAGAUGCGGACGGUCGGGACCGUGGGAGCCGUUGUGCUGUGGGCGCUGCUGGUCGCCCUGGUGCCCGGCGGCGUGUCGGAGCUGGUGACGCUGGUGCAAGACCCGGUGAAGUCCGAGUCUACCCUGCUGAAGCCGAAGGUUAUGAUCGCCAUUGUGGCUCGUAACGCAGCGCACAGCCUGCCACAUUACCUGGGCUGCAUCGAGGGGCUGGAGUACCCGAAGGAGCGCAUAGCGAUCUGGGCAGCAACAGACCACAAUGUGGACAACACCACUGCCAUGUUGAGAGAAUGGCUAAAGAGAGCCCAGCAUCUCUACCACUAUGUGGAGUGGAGACCCAUGGAGGAGCCCAAAUCCUACACAGAUGAGUGGGGUCCGAAGCACUGGCCUCCUUCAAGGUUCAACCAUGUGAUGAAGCUGAGACAGGCGGCGCUGAAGGCUGCCAGGGAACGAUGGGCUGACUUCAUACUAUUUGUAGACAGCGACAACCUGUUGACCAACCCUCGUGUGCUCAGCCUGCUGAUGGCUGAAAACUUGACGCUGGUGGCUCCCAUGUUGGAGUCGCGCUCGCUGUACUCCAACUUCUGGUGUGGCAUCACCCCACAGGGUUACUAUAAGCGAACCCCUGACUACCAGCCGAUCAGGGAGUGGAAGCGGCUUGGCUGUUUCCCCGUUCCCAUGGUGCACAGCACCUUCUUAUUAGACCUGCGUCGUGAAUCCAGCAGGGACUUGGCCUUCUACCCUCCUCACCCGGACUACAGCUGGGCGUUCGAUGACAUCAUGGUAUUUGCUUUCUCGGCACGUCAAGCAGGUGUUCAGAUGUAUGUGUGUAACAGAGAGCACUACGGUUUCCUGCCUGUUCCUCUCAAAGCUCAGCAGAAUGUGGAAGACGAAAGUGAGAGUUUCAUACACACCAUCACGGAGGCUUUGAUUGACCACGACAUAGAGCCCUCUGAGUACCUGUACUCUCCACCAUCACCGCAGGACACCAUAGGCUUUGAUGAAAUUUUCCUGAUCAACCUGAAACGCAGACUGGACAGAAGAACCAGGAUGCUGAAAACAAUGGCUUCGCUGGGUCUGCAUGCAACGCUGACAGACGCAGUGGAUGGCAAGGCUCUCAAUACAUCCCAGCUGCAGGCGUUGGGAAUAGAGAUGCUGCCACACUACAAGGACCCUUACUCUGGUCGAGUCCUGACCAGGGGGGAGAUCGGUUGCUUCCUCAGCCAUCACUCUAUAUGGAUGCAGGUGUUGGAACGUGGCCUUGAGAGAGUUCUUGUUUUAGAAGACGACGUGAGGUUUGAGCCCAGGUUUAAACGACGGCUGCAGGCCAUAAUGGAAGACACAGACAAAGCUCAGCUGAACUGGGACCUCAUCUAUGUGGGGCGUAAACGCAUGCAGGUGCAGCAGCCGGAGAAGUCCGUGGAUGGUGUAAACAACCUGGUCGAGGCAGACUACUCCUACUGGACACUGGGCUAUGCGCUGUCUCAGCAAGGAGCCAGGAAGUUACUGGCUGCUGAUCCCUUCACAAGGAUGCUGCCUGUAGAUGAGUUCCUACCCAUCAUGUUCAACAAACACCCCAAUACUGAGUACAUGACUCACUUUGAGCCGCGGGACCUGAAGGCCUUCUCCGUGGAGCCGCUCCUCAUCUACCCCACUCACUACACUGGAGAGCCGGGCUACAUCAGCGACACAGAGACCUCCACCAUCUGGGAUGAUGAAGCUGUGGCCACAGACUGGGACCGGCAGCAUGCCCGUAAGACGGAGCAGCAGGGUAGAAUUCGCCCUGUGGCGCAGAACAGCGUCACCGGAGACUCGCCGCCUCCCGCAGCUCGAGCCUCGCGGGACGAACUGUGAUGGAGAGACCUGAGGCUCGGAGAGGGAGAGAGACUGUGUGAGGGUGUUUACUGUGCCAAGUACACACAGUGAACGUCACGUGUACACACACUUGAAAAGACACUUGAACUACGAGCUGACACACACACACACACACACAUACUGGUGUCCAAACGGUUAAAGGCAGAGUUAAAAUUGCAGUCCACUCUGCUGCCUGAUGAAGAGACACUGAGGAGGAGGAAGAAGAGGAAGAAGAGGAGAAUCUGGGACGAGGGCCAGCAGGCCUUUGACAAAAGCUUUAUUUAUUCCCCUUGUGCCUUUUCUGGGCAUGUGGAGACUUAUUUGCAGGACGUGAAAGAAAGAAAGACAUUCUCAUAAAUCAAUUUUUAUAUUGUUUGAGAAGAUUAUUGUUAUUUAAAAAGAACACACGUUUUUGUAAUGGACAGCCGAGGAAUAAAGGAAUGUUAAAGCUGUCUGAAAACAACUCUUAUGUGUGUGUGUGUGUGUUUGUGUGUGCACACGUGACCAUAUGCGUGUUGUGUUUACAGAACAUGUGGGAGGAGGGAGACUGACAUGCCAUACCCAGGAGUGUCACUGCUUCAGAUGAUGUCAGACUCUCACACACACACACACACACACACACACACACACACACACACUGAGAGUGCAGCAUUUCUUUGCCAAGCAGCAGGGCAGUAACGGAUGUUAUUAGGCUCAGUGUUUCUGUCAUAGUGGGCUGGUCCUGCUAGCUAGCAUUUCAGAACGCCAGUCACACGUCGCAGGAUGUAUGUAGGAUGUGUGAUUUGUCCACGUCAGACUCCUGCUUUUGGAAUCUAUAUGUGUUCAAUAUUCUGCAAAAUGCUGGAUUGCUGUUUUAUUCAUGUCCUCAACAGAGACUGUUCUUCGUCCAAUUGUGGCGCUGGACUGAACCAAUAAAACUACUUCUUUA